Molecule: messenger RNA, 3687 nt
Organism: Anopheles marshallii
Lineage: Eukaryota; Metazoa; Arthropoda; Insecta; Diptera; Culicidae
Gene: Adcy2
Product: adenylate cyclase type 2
Exons: 17
Coding region: 1-3687 (1228 amino acids)
Biological process (GO): adenylate cyclase-activating G protein-coupled receptor signaling pathway; adenylate cyclase-inhibiting G protein-coupled receptor signaling pathway; intracellular signal transduction
Cellular component (GO): plasma membrane
Molecular function (GO): adenylate cyclase activity
Source: RefSeq, a predicted model, not a curated record
AUGAUAUAUGAACUGAACAUACCGACAACAAUGACGUUUGAAAGAUAUUCCAGAACAAUGCAAGAACGGAUAGAAGAUGAUAUUCUUUCGGAAAACUCCCAUCUAGAUGACCUCUACACAAGAUAUCGGCAACGACUUCGAAGAUCGCUGUUUAUCACCGGCCUGGGAAUUUCGAUACUCUCCUGCAUUACGUCUAUCGUACUCUGUGCCGUUCAUGAUGCGAUUCUGGCCGAUCUAGCUCUACUGGCUGGUGCAUCCGUAGUGCUAUGUGGAAUACUGGUGGCUUUGCAAUUCCCAGCAGUGAUGAACUCGCCCCUGGCUGCACUUUCCUUCGCAAUUCUAACCACUGGAACGAUUGGCGCCAUUUCCACGUUUGUGGGCACUCAGCUCGCUCCAUUGCCACUGUUUGCCCUGAUACUGGGUGUCCACACGAUGCUACCAAUUUCUUGGCCGGUAUCAGUGGUGCUUGCCGUGCUACUCUGCAUCGUCCACAUUGGGUAUCGCAUCCUAUCGCAAGUCCACGACUUUCCACCGACGUUCUUCCCUCAGUUGCUCGCGGAAACUGUGUUCCUAGCUUCGGCUUCGGUUUCCAGUCUCUACUACCGUAUCAUGUCCGAUGCGGCCCAUAUCGACGCAGUGGACGGUACGAGGACAGGGAUUGAGCAAAGGGUGAAGUUGGAAUGUGAACGAGAACAACAAGAGCAACUCCUGCUGAGUGUCAUACCGGCCUACAUUGCGGCGGAGGUGAAGCGUAGCAUAAUGCUGAAGAUGGCCGACGCCUGCCAGCGUGCCGGCGGCCAGACCCAGACCAGAUUCCACGAAAUGCACGUGCAGCGACACAACAACGUGUCCAUUUUGUAUGCGGACAUCGUCAACUUUACGCCACUGUCCGAGCAGUUGACAGCAUCCGAUCUGGUUAAGACACUAAAUGAGUUAUUUGGACGAUUUGAUCAGAUCGCACAAGAAAAUCAAUGCCUGAGGAUAAAGAUUCUUGGCGAUUGCUACUAUUGCGUGUCUGGAUUGCCGGUUUCUAGACCACAUCAUGCAGCUAACUGUGUCAAUAUGGGACUACAAAUGAUAGAAGCAAUUCGAUUCGUGCGAGAGGCAACCGGCUUCAAUGUGGACAUGCGAAUUGGUAUACACACCGGCAACGUGUUGUGCGGUGUACUGGGAUUGCGGAAGUGGCAGUUCGACGUUUGGAGCGAUGACGUGACCCUGGCCAACCAUAUGGAAAGUGGCGGUGUUGCAGGCCGGGUACACAUCACAAAGGCAACGCUGGAUUAUCUAGGCGACAUGUUCGAGGUGGAACCGGGUGGGGGUGCCUCUAGAGAGUCCUACUUGGCGGAUCAUAAAAUUGAAACAUAUCUUAUCGUGCCACCGAAGAAACCUGCAACCGAUUUGGGUAAGCCAACAACUACCGACUCACACACACCCACCUCGAACCUGGGCACACCCUCCCCUACGGCGAUGGUGCAAAUCAACGAGCCCGAGCAAGAGCACCUGCUUCCGGUCUUGGAGCCUCCGAAAACACCGAAAACUCCACGGGCCCCCAAAACUCCGGAUGACAUGCGUCGCUCGCACACCUCCAUCUCGCCUAUUACUAUUCCAGAGGAACAGGAACAACUGCUGCCACCAUCUCCGGCCAAUAUUGCUUCCGGUGGGCACGGACUGGUUCCUCCGCCAUCGCCAAACUCCAAGCAAACCGUGCAAAUUAACCCGCCCACCAUUAACGAGGAGACGCUAGAUAACGACGGUGCUGCUGACGACGAGACAGGCGAAGCGGAUGAGGGAGAAUUAAGGAAGAAAUCUUGCCUGACGCUUCCCGUCGAACCAAUUACCACCAACGGACACCUUCCGGAGCGUGUCGGAAGUCGCAAGCUCUCCGUGCAAGGAUUGAUUGCUUUUGCCGAACGGCGAAAAUCGUCAAGUUCUAUUUUCGGUGACAUGCGCAAAAUGUCAAUUUCCAACAUUGAUUGUCUCCGGUCGCCCAUGGUAGCGACGCCGGGGGGACCUUUGGUACGCACACGCCCUUCAUCUAAGAUGACUAAGUAUGUCGAGUGCUGGGGGGCAGAUAAACCGUUCGCAAACAUCACUGACUCCAAGAUGGCAAAGAACAUUGGCUUGGCGAGUAUUGCGAUGAUCGAGUCUAAUCUGCUCCCUGAAGAUGGGUAUUGCGGUGAAUGCAAGUGCUGGGGUCCGCCGAAGGAACUGCAACCUGUUACUAUGUGGUAUAGAAAUACGGCCCGAGAAACCUUGUUUCGUGCACAACCCGAACCCACUUUUCGCUUUGAUCUCAUCUGCUCCUUCAUUCUUUUCCUGACCAUAGGACUGAUACAAAUAGUAGUAUUUAAAAGCAAUGUAGUCGUUAUUGGUUCACUCAGUGCAACAGCUGUAGCUUUAGGAUUGUUUUUAUACUUAAGCAACUACCAGAUGUCGAACAUUUCGCCUCCGGGUAACAACGGCCCAGGACAAGUCAUAGCUGCCAGCCGUGGUCUUCGUUUGGCCAUUUUCCUCAUUGCCACCGCUCUCAUUGCGAGCUGUGCCAUUUUCAGUGUGAUAAACUUUGACGAUUUAGUUAUAGCCGACAUACAUUUUGUGAACAACACCACCGAGGAUAUCAUGUACGACGACGAGUUUGCUCCUGUUGCUCCCGUCUACCUCUAUAUGUGCGCAAUCAGUCUCGCAGCUGUGUCCGCUUUUCUGAAAGCAGGUUUUCUUGUCAAGGGAUUACUGAUGGUAGUAUUUGUUGCUGUUCAAUCCUCGAUCUUAUGGACGAGCUCUCUCUUUGAGGCAUACGGCGUACUGGACAAUUCAUGGCCUUUAGGACUUCAAGGCUUACUUUACCUACUACUGAUAAGUGCCGUGUUGCACACACUCGAUCGCCAAGGUGAAUAUGUCGCUCGAACCGACUUUCUGUGGAAAGCGAAACUCAAAGUAGAACAGGAAGAGGUUGAAACUAUGCGCGGAAUCAAUAAGAUUUUAUUGGAAAACAUAUUGCCCGCACACGUCGCCCAACACUUUCUCAAGAAGGAACGUGCCGUGCAGGAGCUUUAUCACGAGAGUUACUCGUCUGUUGCGGUCAUGUUUGCCUCUAUACCCAACUACAAGGAGUUCUACGACGAAACGGAUGUGAACAAGCAAGGGCUGGAGUGCUUACGGUUACUGAACGAGAUUAUCUGCGACUUUGACAAGCUCCUGCUCAAGCCAAAGUUCAGCGGUAUCGAGAAGAUAAAAACCAUCGGAAGUACCUAUAUGAUUGCAUCCGGAUUGCGCCCCGGCAAAGAGGAGGGUGCCACGAAAAAUAAUGAGCUGGAUGAAAAGCGUACCGAGGAGCAUAACGUGGUAGUGCUGGUGGAGUUUGCCAUCGCUCUCAUGACGGCAUUAGAUCAAAUAAAUCGUGAAUCAUUCCAACGAUUCCGGCUGCGGAUCGGCCUCAACCAUGGUCCAGUGAUAGCCGGUGUCAUUGGAGCCCAAAAGCCGCAGUACGACAUCUGGAGCAACACGGUGAACGUGGCGUCCCGAAUGGAUUCGUGUGGGGUGAUGGGACGAGUGCAGGUGACCGAAAACACGGCUAAAGUGCUUAUGGCAGCAGGUUAUUCGUGUGAUUGUCGUGGACCGAUUCAUGUAAAAGGCAAAGGAAUUCUUACAACAUACUUUGUCAAAACACCAUUCGAUGAACGUAUUUAG